CCAGUGCACCUUGAACUUGUCAGAGAAAAGCUCUCCUUCUCUUCUACUUUUUUUUUUCCCUCCACUGUAAAUAACAUUUAUUAGCGAUGUCUCAACUCCCACAUUUACUCCGUAAUGGACCUUCAGCCUUCCGGCGGCUGUCGCGCUGCGGAGGCGCAGACAAGUGCGUCAGUUUGUGUUUUGACGCUAACUUUUUACACUUUAGCUCUUCCGCCGCUGAGUCGUCGUCGAACACAGACCGUCGACACAGAACCAGCUCCAGGUGCUACACAAGUUCUGCCAGGUCCAAACCGGUCCGCAUCGGCUGUGCCUCCGGGUUCUGGGGGGACACGGCGACCUCAGUGCCUCAGCUGAUCUACAGUGGGAAGCUGGACUUCCUGGUGUUUGACUACCUCAGUGAGAUCACCAUGUCUCUGCUCACCGCCGCCAAAGCCAAGAUGCCUAAUCAGGGUUACACUCCAGACUUUGUCCAGGUCGCUCUGGCUCCGUUCAUUAACGACAUCCACAGGAAAGGUAUUCGUGUCGUCAGUAAUGCAGGAGGCGUGAACCCUCUGGCCUGCGCUGAGGCCAUACAGGAAGUCAUCAAGAAGGCCGGCGUUGACCUGAAGGUGGCGGUGGUGACCGGCGAUGACCUCAUGCCCCACAGAAACAGCCUCUCCGAAGUGAAGGUGGCGUCUGACGGAAGCAGACAUCAGUUACCUAAAACACUGCACAGUAUGAACGCUUACCUUGGGGCUGUUCCUAUCCAGCGUUGUCUCGACCUCGGGGCGGACAUCGUGGUGACAGGACGCUGUGUGGACAGCGCCGUGGCGUUGGGGCCGCUCAUGCACAGCUUCGGAUGGGAGAGGGAUGAUUAUGACCUACUUGCAGCUGGGAGUCUUGCAGGUCACCUGAUCGAGUGUGGAGCUCAGAGUACAGGUGGGAUCUUCACCGACUGGCACAGAGUUCCCGACUGGGACAACAUGGGUUUCCCGGUGGUGGAGUGUUCCAGCGACGGCGCCUUCGUUCUCUCCAAACCGCCCAAAACCGGCGGCCUCGUCUCCUUCGGCACGGUGGCUGAGCAGCUGGUGUACGAGAUCGGCGACCCGCGGCGAUACCUGCUGCCCGACGUCACCUGCGACUUCAGCCAGGUGGUCAUCAAGGAAAUACCAGGUGCAGAGGGCGGAGCUGUCAGAGUGACCGGGGCUAAAGGCUUCGCUCCGUCACAUGACUACAAGGUGUGUGCUACCUACCUGGACGGUUUCCGAGCAACGGCAGUGUGUCCUGUUGGAGGACCGAGGGCGGUGGAGAAGGCGAGACGGACGGCGGACAGCAUCAUCAAACGGACGAAGAGGAUGUUUAAGCAGCUGGGACUGGAGGAUUUCGGCUCCGUUAACGUCCAGGUCCUCGGAGCUGAGGACACUUAUGGUGCCAACGCUCGCACCAAGGGCUCCAGAGAGGCAGUGAUCUGGAUGGCCGUCCACCACAGACAGAAGAAAGCUCUGGAACUCUUCUCCAGGGAAAUAGCUCUGUCUCCUGGACUCACCGGCAUCGUGGGAGGACGUCCCAGAGUGUGA
This is a messenger RNA of Seriola dumerili (greater amberjack), 1556 nucleotides long. RefSeq lists its product as uncharacterized. The coding region runs from base 87 to 1556 and encodes 489 amino acids. The transcript has 14 exons. The record is from RefSeq and is a predicted model, not a curated record. NCBI's taxonomy places the organism in Eukaryota, Metazoa, Chordata, Actinopteri, Carangiformes, Carangidae.